Messenger RNA from Chara braunii, 6546 nucleotides. Lineage: Eukaryota; Viridiplantae; Streptophyta; Charophyceae; Charales; Characeae. The record is from the annotation of a GenBank genome assembly.
UCUGACAUGCCUCACCCAUAACAGGUUGACAUAUACACAAAAAAAAAAAAGAAAAAAAAAAAGGAAGUAGUCCUCUUUUUUUUAUUUUUAUUUUUAUUUAUUUAUCUGUUGAUUAGGGCCGGGAGGAAAGUAUUGCUUGGUUGGUUACCUACCUGCGUUUUCCCUCCCACCCACCCCUUUGCUUGCAUUCCCGACUGCGUACAAUGCCACGUCAGCAGUGCCAUGUCAGCAACAGUGCCACGUCAGCAGUGCCACAUCAGCAACAGUGCCACGUCAGCAGUGCCACGUCAGCAACAGUGCCACGUCAGCAGUGCCACGUCAGCAGUGCCACGUCAGCAGUGCCACGUCAGCAACAGUGCCAUUCGAGGUUGUCCGCCUACAGGCUGAAGCGGCGGCAAAAGCUGAAUAAAGCAGACACAGAUACCCAGGCACGCCGAAAGGAAGCCCAGGAUCUGCUGCACCGGCACGAAGCUGCCAGCAUCGAAAAACUCAAGUUCUGGCACUUUGAACCAUCCGAAGAGCACGACGACGAGACACCGGAGGAGCAGCACAAGGAAUUCAUGGCCAAGCUCAUGACCCGGUUGGUCUACACUUGUAACCACCUGCAGUCCGAGCUGGCGAUUCUCCGACGGGCAAUGCAGAGCCACAAGGAUUUGCACGAGGAUGCUAUACGGGCACUUCAUUCCCGUGUACAGGACUUGGAGCAAGUUGCACCAAGACCGAAUGUUGGCGAGACCAACAGUGCACCCUCUACCCGUCAAUUGGAGGAACGAGUUGACCACGUAGUCGCAAUGCUCAGCGACAUCAGUACCUUCGCUGCACCAGCCACCAUCAGCAAUCAACUGGACACCUUGAAGACCGAGGUUCAGCAACUGCAACAGCUGCCUAACAACACCACGCAGCAUUACAAGAUGUCGACAUUCCAAAUCGAGAAGUUCGAUGAUUACACGCAUCAAGACCCGGUCAUCUGGUGGGAGGGCUUUACGACGCAACUUCGGAUUAUGUUCGUCCCCAAGCACUUGUACAUCCGCGCGCUGUUCCUCAACUCAAAGGGCGGAUGCGAGAUCUGGUUGAGCCACCUGGCGACCGUCCACGGCGUCGACGUCGCAGAUCUGAAAGAUAAGAUCUCUUGGGAAGAGUUAACACGGCUAUGGAAGAAGCGGUUCAUCGUGGACGACGCCCCGACGCUCGCCAUCAACCGCCUCUUCGCUAUGACGCAAGGCAACACAACGACACGUGACUGGCUCAUAGAAUGGCAAAAGAUCGCGGCGACACCGGAUCUCGAAUUGCCAUUUUCGCACCUGCGCCGGGAGUUCUACAACCGGUCAUGUGCCGCCUUGAGCCUUGCACUUGGUGAUCGCGAGCAAUACGCGACCUUCACCGAAAUCAUCGACAAGGCAAGGGAGAUCAUCAAGACCAAUAGGGCAGCUGCACACGAGAAAUCGGCAUGGCAGCCAACCUAUGUGGAGAAAGGAAAAUUUGGUCCGCGUUCGCAGCAUGUCGCUGCAGUCCACACAGACAACAUUGUGGAAGACCCGGCAGCCACCCAAGCAUCACGUGAGGGAGAUCAGGUGGUUGUUGUCCAGCCGCGAAGCAACAACAAGUCCCAAGCGAACGGGAAGGAGGCAGCUGAGCUAGAGGCUGCAACAGAUCAUUCCAGAAGAGAAUAUAUGUUGCAGCAGCUAAACAAGGCGCUCACAGAUGAUCGUUGUGCCCAGGUCACCAAGCACAUGGCAGAGAUGAUCCUACUAGAACACAAGAUCACCAGUUCACAAUUCACGAACUGGGAUGACUGCUUUGUGCGAUUGGAGCGUCGGGUUGAUGACCUGUCAGCUCAGCAGUCUAAGAUCCUGGAUGCUAUCCAGAGCUUGACUGCUCAGCUGCCAGCCGCCAAGCUGAUUGCCCCUCAGCUCCCUCUGUUGAAACCCAAACCUUCUCCUCCUUCUUCGCCCCCUUCCACUCCCCCUGGUUCAGUUCAUUCUUCCCGGUCACCAUCUCAUUCCCAAAAGGCCUCAGGCAAGGCCACCUAUGCUGCUGUUACUGCAGGAGACCAAAGAGGUCCCAAGAUCCCUGCUCCCAACAAGUUCAGGGGCGAUGACCCCAAGACCGAUGUUGGGGACUGGGCUGCUGGGACCAGGGCCUACUUGAGGGGCUUUGUCUACGCAGAACAGACCAAGGUGGCGACUGUCCUGGGGCUGCUGGAAGGGCCUGCACUGAAGUGGGCCACUUCCACUUCCAGUAGUCUGCAACAGUCCAUGGAGGACUGGGCUUUUGGGCUUGGGGUGGACAAAUUUCUGCAGGCCCUGGAGGACCGAUUUGCAGACAAGGAGCGAGCCCGCAAGGCUGCUGACAGGAUUGCUCGCCUGGGACAGCAGCGGUACAGUGGGACUCUGCAGGCCUUGUUUGCUGAGUUUGAGCAACUCACCUCCACCCCUGGGUUGGUCAUGUCCACAGAUGAUCUGCUGACCAACUUUUGCAAGGCAGCGCCUGAGAAAUUUGUUGUUGCACUGUAUAGCGCUGGGCACAAGGACUGGAGGUCCUUUGGCCGCGCAGCCCUGGAAAUGGAGGCAAAGCUCCAUGUCCAGGCCCCAUCCUCUGAUAGGAGGAAAGAUUCCCAGGAUGAUGCACCUUCAGCUGGGACUGGAUCUGUUGCUGAUCUAGAUGUUGCGGCAGCCGUGACUCAGGCUGUUCUGGGAGUUGUGCAGCUGCAGAGGAAGUUCUCCCUCACCACAGCCUCAGCCACUGCCAAGGGGAAGGAUAAGGGACGUCGGCCUUCCUCUUCCCAGCGCCCUAACUUGCCCAAAGAUGUCCAGAUGCCUGAGGUGCGAGGGGCAGCACUUCCUGAAGGACUGCCCUUACAUGCCAGGCCCAAGUCAGUCAAAAAACUGAAACAGACCCUGGGGACUGCAGUUCCCCCCCGUGCUGCACCUUCAUCUACGCAGGUAGAUGAAUCUGCAGCUGUUUCAGUUGAGACUGUAUGUGAUGAUGAUUGUUUGGGGACUGCGAGGGCAGCAUCCUUCUGUUAUGAGGAUCCUGACCCGGAUCAGGACCCGGGGCAGGAUGAGCUUCAGUCACUUGCAGCGUUCUUCCUUCACCUGAAGGAACAGAAGAAGUGCAAGUCUUAUCUCAUCAUGCUUCGGCCCCUGAUCAACCACACCAGGAUCACUGGGCUUUUGGACUGUGGAGCCACCAGGAACUUCAUGUCUCCCAGUGCAGUUAAAAAGUUGCAUUUGGGCAUGAAAGUUCAGCAGCUGCAGCAACCACUGCUGGUGAGGAUUGGUGACUCUACAGUGCUGAGCAUCAGGGAGAGGGUCAAGGGUAUCCCUAUGACCUUCGACAGUGUUGGAGAAGUCAGACAUAGUCUGAACUUCUACAUCUUCCUUGAGCUGCCCUUUGAAUUGGUAUUCUCUAUGCAGUGGCUGAAGGCAGUCAACCCAAGGAUCGACUGGCAGAUCCCAAAGAUUGAGCUACCUAAUAGCCAGGGUGUGUAUCAGCCAUGCAUAAUUGUUGCCGAUCACCACCCUAAGACAUCUUGCUACUGCCUGAGAGUUAGAGAGUUUCAUGCUCUCUCACGCCAGUACCACCACGAGCGUCUGUUUAUUGCUCUGGUCAAGCAAACAGAUGCUCCCCCUGUUUCCUGUCCUCCUGAGAUACAGCAGGUGGUAGAUCAGUAUGCUAAUCUGAUGCAGGAGCCCUUUGGGUUACCCAACCGGCCAACCAAGCAUCGCAUCGAGCUGCUGCCUGGAGCGGUCCCUCCUAAGGGCCGCAUCUACAGGAUGUCCCCUGCUGAGCUUGAGGAGCUCAGAAAGCAGCUUGAGACCCUGACCAGCAAGGACUGGAUCAGACCCAACACUUCUGAAUUCGGUGCACCUGUUCUCUUUGUGCCCAAAGGGAACGGUGAGUUCAGAAUGUGCAUUGACUACAGGGGUCUCAAUAAGAUCACUAGGAAGAGUACUGAGCCGCUUCCUAGGAUCGAUGACCUCUUGGACAUGGCGCAGGGCUGCACAGUGUUCAGCAAAGUCGACCUCAAAUCUUUCUACCACCAGAUUGAGAUGGCAGAGGAGGAUGUCUAUAAGACAGCCUUCAAGACCAGGCUGGUCAUGCCAUUUGGACUUUGCAACGCCCCAGGCACCUUCCAGACAGAGAUGCACCGCAUCUUCAGGCCUUACCUGGACAAGUUUAUGGUUGUCUACCUGAAUGAUAUCCUGGUAUUCAGCAAAACUGCCAGGGAACAUGCGGAGCACUUGGCUCUUGUCCUUCAGUCGUUACGUGACAGCCAGUACAAGAUCAACAGAGAAAAGUCCUCUUUUGGAGUUCCCUCUGUCAUCUACCUGGGUCAUGUAAUCUUUGGAGAUGGCCUGGCUCCUGAAGCAGCCAAGAUUGCUGCUAUUCAGGAGUGGCCUCAGCCUCAGACAGUGAGGGAUGUCAGGUCCUUCAUGGGUUUAGCCUCCUACUACGGAAAGUUUGUCAGGAACUUUUAUGCAGUGGCUGCACCCCUGACUAACCUAACAAAGAAGGACACUCCCUUUCUUUGGUCCCUCCACUGUCAGUUGGCCUUCACACGACUCAAGAAGGCCUUGACUCGUGCGCCUGUGCUGAAGUUACCUGACCCCACUUUGCCAUUCAUCCUGACCACUGACGCUAGUCAGUAUGGCAUUGGGGCAGUUCUUCAGCAGGAUGAUGGGAAUGGUCUACGGCCUGUAGAGUUUAUGAGUAAGAAGAUCAGGACUCAAAAGCUCCAAGACUCCACCUACGAGAAAGAGCUAUAUGCUCUUGUCUGUGCCCUGAAACAUUGGAAACACUUUCUCCUGGGCAGGCACUUCAAGAUCUUUUCAGAUCACUCCACCCUCCAGUGGAUGAAGUCCCAGGGAGAGCUUAAUGAUAAGUUGGCACGAUACAUUCAGUUCAUUGACAUGUUUGACUUUGAACUGAAGCAUAAGAAGGUCUGCUACAAUAAGGUAGCAGAUGCCCUCUCUCGUAGGUCUGACUCUUUUGCGCCGAUCUCCUCUACUCACUCCUUUGGAGAGGAGACCCAUCAGACCAUUGCUCGUCUACUGCCUCAGGACGAGACUUUCGGGCCCAUUGUCAGGAAUCUGCAAACAGAUCCUAACUCUGAAUCAGGCUAUACUCUGAGUUCAGACCUGCUGUAUACUUACAGCAGAGGAGAGGAGCGCUUGUGCAUUCCCCAGGACCAGCGGCUCAGGACACUGCUGAUGUCAGAGUGUCAUGAUGCCCGUGGACAUUUUGGGUUCCUAAAGUCUUAUGCAGCCCUGUCGCAGCGCUUCUUCUGGAAGGAGAUGCGGAGUGAUAUGCUGCGUUAUGUGGACACCUGUGAGCUCUGCCAAAGGGAUAAGGUCCACCGUAGACCUCCUUUGGGACUGCUCAAACCCUUACCCAUACCUGAUGGCCCUGUUGAAUCUGUGUCGAUAGACUUCACAGAUUUAGGCAAGACCACCCCUCGUGGCAUGCGUCAGGUUAUGGUCUGCGUGGACAGGUUCGCCAAAUACGCAGAGUUCAUCCCCUUGCCAGAGGUAGCUAGGGUACCGGCUGUGAGAGCAGCCUUAUCCGAGAGUGCAGUUAUGGAACAACGAUCUUGUACUCCCGGCUUUGCACGCCAGGAUGAUGGUCGCAGUGUGGGUGUAGCGGAUGGUGGGUAUCACAUGCAGCCAUCGUUAGUUUUGAGCUCAUAUGCCAGCGACGACUGCAUGGAUGCAGUCAGGCAACAGUUGAUUCACCGUGUGCAAGGCAUGCAAUCCUCCACCUCUCCGUUGCUGCUUCGCUCGGCUUUGGAGGGAAGUGUUGUUGGUAUGCAGCCUUCGGAUGAAUACAUGGCCUCUGCCGCUCCUCGUCCGUUGCAGCUGGCAGCGAGAGCUGAGAAAUCUGAGAAGCUGGGCAAUGGCAAGGGGGUUGGGAAGGUGUGGGAUGUCGUGUCCAAAGAUAUGGAAGCCGGUCGCUGGAACAGGGAAGCGGAGGAGUGUAAAAGGCGGUGGAAUGUCGUGAGGUGGUGGUACAACGAACUGGCGGACAACGACAAGAGGAGUGGGCACGCCAAGUACUUCCGAAUGACCCCGGCGGAGUGGAUUGAAGCGAACCUGAAAUUCAACUUCAGGAGGUCAUGGUACAAUCUCUUGGAACAGUAUUUCAGAAGUGGAAAAAGUAAAGCUCUUCACCCCGGCCAUUUACAGGAUCUGGGGGCUGAGGAGGAGAGUAGCCCCCCUGUGGCUGGCCAGGAAGCCGUUCAGGAGGGGGCGGGAGAAGGCGGAGCACAGGAGGCAGCGGCACAGGAGGCAGCGGGUGGAGAUGCGGGCGCUCCUCGAGGGCCAUCAGCCAGCUCGUCUUCCACUGUCAUGGCCAUGACUGAUUCCACACCAGCGCGUAAAAGGAGUCUGCCAACGAGCAGAGCAGGGUUAGCAACUCUUGCACAAAGCUUCACUGCAACACCUUGUCUCAGCUAUCUGACCACGAACUUGCUGGACAACAACAGAUGAAUGAGCUCACAUGUACCAUCAUGCACGAGGAUAUCACAUCCCGUGAAAGAACUGUCGA